AUGGUGACAAAUUUACUGUUGCAGUGUGUCUUUGAUAGUCUCACUGACAGCAAUGUGUGUUGUGGAGCUACCGAUAUGGGAGUAUGUACGGAUGGCGAGAAGGCAAGUUCUCUCCAUUUUGACCGUCUCCCUCCCGUUGCUGAAACCGCUGCUUUUCAGGCCUACCUGAAUGCUAUCGACAUGUCCGUCCGAGAAUGCCUGAUCAACGAGCCGAACUCCUGCCCCACCAAUUACCUCUGCCGUUUCAAUCCGACAAAGAAUCGCUACUUUUGCUGCGGUUCCACCAAGAGCAGUCACUGCCCUCCUGGCCGAGCUCCUUACAAGGAUCAGAUGAGUCUGCAAGCGAUGCGUUGUACGAUGAACGCCCACGUAUCCACCUGCCCAGAUGGCUUUGAAUGCCAAAGUGAUAUCCGAGAUGCCCUUCAGGGGUACUGCUGCUCUGUCUCAGAUAUCUGCCCAAAUAAAGAGGAUUAUUUUGUGGAUGAGGCGUCGGCGAUGCCGCGAUCCUGUUCUGUUGGCCAUUUCGUUACUUGUCCCUCUGGAUAUACUUGCAUGACACAAUUCGAAGGUGUAAAUGGAUACUGCUGUCGAGGCCAAACGCAUCUCGGUGUCUCCGAUGGAUGUCCUCCAGGAGAAAUCGUUUUCAUGGACAAGAAUGAGAUCGCCAAAUGCGACCCAUUCAAUCCGUCAAACCACGGCUGUCCCAAUGGAUUCACAUGUCAAUGGUCAAUUCGCACUCAACGAUAUCAAUGCUGUGGUGCAAAUCCUGUUCCUUCAUCACCGGAAGGUGAUGGUUGUCCAUCUAGACAAGUGGCGUUUAUUGAUGGUGCCACAAGCAAACCUCAGGUGGCAUUCAUCGGAAUUUCCGGUGAGCAUCAACGCUGCUCCAUGACUGGAGGCCAGAGUUGUCCAGAAGGCUUCAUUUGCGUGAAAGGAAAACGAAACGAAGAAAUCUGUUGUGCUGGAGGAGAAGAUAGUUACGUGAAUGAGUGCCCAGAUAAGGACACCAGUAAAUCAGCUUUCAGUUUGCGUAAGCCUCAAUGUGUUGUGGAUGGUCGUUGCUUACUCGCCACUAUAGGUUUUCCUUGUGACAUUCAUCUCGUUGUCUGGGGCUGUUCUUGCGAGAUUGGUCUUGCCGGGUGCCGGAGUUACCACGAGGAAGCAGCGGACAUUGUGUUACUUCCAAAAGGGUGUGACUCGAAUCAAGUGCUACAUGAUAACGAAUGCUUGCCAAUGGUGGCGCUUGGCAGAGCGUGCGUGAUUACUGUUCAGUGUAGAGGGGCAGGUGAAUGUGCAGAUGGAGUCUGUAACUGCCCCACUGGAACGAUUCGGAAGGUUCGUCCAGUCAGCAAUCCAGUCCUUCUUAGUUGGAUUUUUCGAACUUACGACAUUGUUCUGUGUAGGGUGACCAUUGCGAAAGAAAGCCUUGCUGAGUACGUCUCUUGCGCUUGGCUUCAUUCGCAACAGUUGAUGGAACAACCAAUCAGAACGAGUUCAAUUCGUCUACAGCAGAAGACUCAGGUCUCUGUCUGGCUCCCAGAUUACCGUAUCGUGUCAACGGGAUUCCCAUACAGUGCGCUACAGGGAAGCCUUGUCCAAAAGGCUUCACUUGCACGUACUCACGUUCAGUGCAAAACUAUUUUUGCUGCUCAAAUAUCAUUCAUUCCAAGGACGACA
This is a messenger RNA of Ostertagia ostertagi, 1677 nucleotides long. The record is from the annotation of a GenBank genome assembly. NCBI's taxonomy places the organism in Eukaryota, Metazoa, Nematoda, Chromadorea, Rhabditida, Trichostrongylidae.